GGGAGAUGGCGGGCAAUUCCGAAGCGGUGCCGGUCUCCGGCUCGCAGGAUCAGGACGCCCGGACCCCCUCAGACUCCCAAGCCUCGGUGCCCGCCUCUCCCGCGGAGGACUUUCGAGUGCGCUGCACCUUGAAAAGGGCCGUGGCGGAAGUGAUGGAGCAAUGCGGUCGCUUCGUGCAGGAGCUCGGGGCCGCGCUGCCGGAGGACGUCCGAGACCUCGCGCUGCGGGACGCGCAGUGGACUUUUGAGUCCGCUGUGCAGGAGAAUGUCAGCAUCAAGGGACAAGCCUGGCAGGAAGCUACGGAUCACUAUCUUAUGGAUGCUGACAUCAAAGUGCUUGAAGAUGAAUUUGAUGAGCUCAUAGUAGAUGUGGCAACAAAACGUAGGCAGUACCCUAGAAGGAUCCUCGAGAGUGUCAUCAAGACCUUGAAAGCACAGCACGGGAGUCUGAAGCAGUAUCGGCCUGUUGUACAUCCCUUGGACCUGCGAUGUGACCCUGACCCAGCUUCUCAUGUGGAAAGUUUGAAAUGCCGAGGGGACGCCAUAGCUAAGAAAAUCAGUGACGCCAUGAAGGCUUUGCCUGCGUUAAUUGAACAAGGAGACGGCUUUUCCCAGGUCUUGAAGAUGCAGCCUGUCAUCCAGCUACAGAGGAUCAAUCAGGAAGUCUUUUCCAGCUGUUUCAGGAGAGCAGAUGCCAAGCCCGACAAGUCUGUAACACAAAUAGAAACCACGCCGACCGAGACUGCAGCCAGGAAAGCCUCGAACAUUGUGCUAAAGAGAAAGCACGCCCCGUCAGACUGCUCUCAGAGAAAGCACUACCCGCUGCGGCUAAAGAGAAUCAAUCUCGACGGAUAAGCUGUGGGUUGGGGAAUUGAAGUCAGUGCUCUCAGCGUUUGGGUCACAGUCUGCUGCGCGGGGGAUGUCACUUCAACUGCCUGUGACUCUCUGCAGGCACAGUGCUCCACUCUGCUUGUCCUGGGCUGUGGCGGGUUCUCUGCGCCCUUGAUCUCCUGCGCUAGGUAAAAGCCUUUUGAGAAUUGCACAGCCCUGCCCGUGUCCUCAGAUGCCAUCGGUCCUUGUAGCCUUGCAGCUGCUGAGGCCUCACAGGGGUGUGCGCCGAUGCCCUGGGGUGGCUCUGCUCGGCAGUGUGUGCACGGCUAGUUCAGUUCAUAGGCGAGCACGCUGAAGACGGGCCUGGCCUUGGCUCUGUUCCAUGGGCAGUUAAUUUACAGUUUUAGGGUUUUGUUUUGUGAGAGAAAGGAGAAGGCUAUUAUUUAUGCAGGGGAUAUUCUUAAAAAGCAAACCUGAGGCUGGAGCCUCUGUUUCUUGCCUACACUUUCAUGUCCGUAGGUUUUUUUUAAUAUAACUUGACUGGGAAGUGAUAGUUUUUUUUAAAGUCCUCAUUUCCAAAUAGAUUCUUCCAGUUCAAAACAUACAUUAGGGUUGUUUGUCAUGCCAUGUACAGCAGAUCUAGGCAGAGCGAGCUAACCCUGUUAAGGGCGUUGAUAUCUGACAUAGUGUCAGACUUAAAAGGGUCUCAGCAAACUUACACUCUGAGAUUUAGCCACAGCCUCUCAGAGCCUGCAUUGUGUCUCACAUGGUGCAUUGUAGAUAGGGCCUCUAGCUUACCACCUGUUUCCUUUUUGGCAAUUAUACACUUUUGUCCAUUUCCAGAGGAAUGUACUAAGGGCUUGGAAAUUCUGUAUUACUCUUGCUUGGUAUGUCCCCAUGAUCAUACACAUCUAGGUUUGUCUGGUUUUCUCAUUUGCAAAAGCCUUAUGGUGAGGCCAUUUAUGGAAUCUUUAGAUUCUGUUUUAAUGUUCCUACAGAGCAAUGUUUUUGUUUUGUGUUUUAAAAUAACAUAUAAAGACCAAAUUCCUGGCUCGUGCUCUCUCCAGCUAACAAAGCAUUCUUAGUGCCAGCCUGCGCUGGACAGCAGGUCGGCACUCCGCGUUCUUAGUGAACUGACCUUUGCCUGAGAAUCACUUGGCGACUUCAAGAGGUGGCUGCUGUUCUGUGAUUGAUCUCACUUCCCAAGCAGGCAAGGCCUGGCCACCAGACUGUGAGGCAAUGCGGUGGGUUUCCUGUUGGACGAGUGCUGUAGGACCCAAUGGAAGCAUGAGCUUGGAGGCGUCCCGCUGGGUGGUUCUCAGGAUCUGAGGCGGUGCCAAGAGGAGUUUUGAGUGAUUCACAAAUGUCUGGCAUGACUGUGACUUGACCUUGGAGAGGUGACUGGGGCCCCCGAGAACAACAGUUCUCAAUGGAGGGUUAUCUUCCAAAGGAGCAUUUGUCAAGGCCAAGGUGCUUCUGCCUACGGUAACUUAGGAUGUUUGAGUGUGUGUGUUGGGAGAGGGGAUACUGCUGUCAUCAGUGAGCUGACGCUGCACAUGCCCUGGAUGGCAGAUGCCCCAGACCAGUCAUCCUGACAAUACCGUGUGUGUGUGUGUGUGUGUGUGUGUGUCCAUCCAUCAGCCUGGGCUACCUGGCAAUACUGUUUGUGCCCCCGCCCAAUAGAUAAGACUAAUGUGACAAAGUCUUAGUUGUUGAGUCUAGAAUUUGCUUCUAAUGCUAGAAGGUUUUACAGUAAAGUUUGAAUU
Chionomys nivalis (European snow vole) is the source of this 2596-nucleotide messenger RNA. It is a transcript of the gene Nsl1, whose product is annotated as NSL1 component of MIS12 kinetochore complex. The coding region runs from base 6 to 854 and encodes 282 amino acids. The record is from RefSeq and is a predicted model, not a curated record. Gene Ontology annotation, cellular component: MIS12/MIND type complex; kinetochore. Gene Ontology annotation, biological process: mitotic sister chromatid segregation. The transcript is spliced from 6 exons. NCBI's taxonomy places the organism in Eukaryota, Metazoa, Chordata, Mammalia, Rodentia, Cricetidae.